Messenger RNA from Drosophila willistoni, 498 nucleotides. RefSeq lists its product as uncharacterized. The coding region runs from base 36 to 494 and encodes 152 amino acids. The record is from RefSeq and is a predicted model, not a curated record. NCBI's taxonomy places the organism in Eukaryota, Metazoa, Arthropoda, Insecta, Diptera, Drosophilidae. The transcript is spliced from 2 exons.
UCAGUUAGUUGUUAUACCUCCAAGCGAGCACAAGCAUGGCCAUUGACGAUCAACAAAUUGUGGCCAUAAGUAUUACACAGAAACCCCAAGUGGGCUAUUUAAAAACCGAAUCCACUUGGGUAAAUUGUCCAGCCUGUCAAUAUGGUGACUGGAGUCGCAUACAAUUGGAUGCCGUGACCUAUUGGCAACGUUUUCUACACUUUACCAAACUGUGCAAAACCUGCCCCACUCGCUCGGAUGUCAAUCAUUAUUGCAAUCACUGCGGUUGCUAUAUAGGCAGAUAUGUGCCCAUCAAUUGCUCGGAACGUUGGCUCUCCAGGGCUGCUCGACGGCAAGCAGCCGUCGAUGAUAUGACACUGAAGACCAGGCCCAAAGAUUGUGCCGAAAGGGCUCAGAAAUCGAGGGAAAAGGUUUUGGCCAAACGCCAGAAGGAACGUGAAGAGAAGGCAGCCAAAGCUAGCCAAACAGUUGUGGUCACAGUGCAAACAAAAUAAUAAU